AUGUCUGACCGUCUUUCUAUCCUCAAGGGUGACAACCUUGUUCCUACCAACGACAUUCAGCCCGAGACAUCUAGUCCUUCCACCACUAACCCUCUCGAACUUCAGACAGUCACUCCCCUAUCUCUCCCAUCUUCCCAGUCUGAAGGUAUCAACAUGGUUCCCAAUUACUCCAACCUACCCUUAGGUCUUCAACCCUCCGUUGUCCCCCCUCGUGAGGAUGUCCCUCCUGGACAUGUCCGUCUUCUUGGCGGAUUCAUGUCUCCUGUUGACCCUGCUGAACCCAAGGAGGGCGAUGACACUGAGACUAAUGUGGAUCACUACCCAGGCGGUCCUCUCGAGCCUGAGGAUGCCGAUGACUUCCCCGGUGAGACCUUUGCGGAUGAUGGCGAGUCUCCGUAUGUCCCUUCUCCCAUUGCUCCUCCGCGCCGUAUGCUCUAUCUUCGCGAUAAUCGCACUCCUACAGCUUCAGAUGGCCCGGCACCUACACCCUUUAUGGAGUAUAGCACCCUGUAUCAGGCUCUCAACUCUACUUUCCCUCAGUAUGUUGGCCCUGAGCACCUUCAGCCCAUCGAUGCUUCAACCCGACUUCGUAUGACACCUCAUCAUGCGAUCAACACCCCCAGCCCUGACUUUGUUCAGCCCAUUAUCCCAUAUCAUCCCAAGCCAAUCGUGCCUGGAUUCCUCCCUCAGCCUAUUGGCCCACCUUCAGCUCAAUCUAUGGUCUACCACCAUCCUGAGUCUGUCGUCCCUCAUGGCCAGACUCUUGGUUCCCCCCCUGUCCAGCACAUGGUCCCUCACCAUGCCGAGCCCAUCAACCCGGACUUUGUGCAGUCUCCUACUUCUCAUGACCCGCAGACUGUUGGUGUUCAUCAUCCUCAGCGUAUCGGCUCCCUGGGUGAGGUGCUCAGCCCUUCUCCCAAGCAGGUUCCCACCCCAGUUGCCCGUCGUCGAUCGACCAUUACUUUCAACCCAGCGGCGGCUGCGUUCACCCCCAGUCCCACUAGUGCUGGCAUGGCCAACACUGGGGCGAAUGAGAUUGCACUUAGCCCUACCCCUACCGGUGCUGGAAUGGUUCCUUAUGAGGCGAGUGAGUUCACUCAGAACCCUGCCGACCUUGGCAUGGUCCCCUACGAGGAAGCUGGCGUUGAGGAUUCUGGUGCAGAUGCUAAUGCUCAACCUCCUAUGGUUGACGCGGUCCAAGAGACCUACAAGAAGAUCCUGGCCAUUGAGGAUGAUCGUGAUCGUGAGGAUGCGAUCAACGAAUUUUACUACAUGCAGGCUAAGCCCUGGACUGAUGAGAUGACCCGUCUUGAGAAGGAACAGCAGGAGCUGGAGGAGCGUAAGCGACGAUUCGCCCGCAAGUAG
This is a messenger RNA of Fusarium proliferatum ET1, 1365 nucleotides long. RefSeq lists its product as uncharacterized. The transcript has a single exon. The record is from RefSeq and is a predicted model, not a curated record. Lineage: Eukaryota; Fungi; Ascomycota; Sordariomycetes; Hypocreales; Nectriaceae. Bases 1 to 1365 code for a protein of 454 amino acids.